AUGCACACCCCCAUCUCCCCCGCAAUCCUCUACUGGGGCACCCCCGUCGUCCUCAUCACAACCACCAACCCGGACGGCACUCCCAACAUCGCGCCCAUCUCCUCCGCCUGGUGGCUCGCGCACCGCUGCGUGGUCGGCCUGGGGGGCAGCUCCCAAAGCACCGAAAACCUGCUGCGCACCGGCAACUGCGUUAUCAACCUGCCCACCGACGACAUGGCGCCCGCCGUCAACCGCCUCGCGCGCACCACGGGCACCGACCCGGUGCCCGUAUGGAAGGCCUCCACCGGCCACGUCUACGUGAAGGACAAGUUUGCGCACGCGGGCCUGACGCCGCAGGCGAGCGAGGUGGUCGCCACGCCGCGGAUAAAAGAGUGCGCGGUGCAGAUGGAGGCCGAGCUGGCGGGGGCGCACGAGAUGAUGGAAGAGAUGGGCGGGCUGAAGGGCGCGAUAAUGGCGGUUGAGCUGCGGAUUGUGCGGACGCAUGUCGAGGAGGCGCUGCUGUUAGAGGGGCAUGCGAACCGGAUCGAUGCGGCGAAGAUGCGGCCGUUGAUCAUGUGCUUCCAGGAGUUCUAUGCGAUGGGGCCGAAAGUGGCGGAUAAGAGCCGGUUGGCGGAGGUGCAGGAGGAGAAUUAUCGCGUGUUGACGGGGAGUACGGUUGUGGAGGGCGAGGUGGUCGAGGUAAAAAAGGGCGAGCUUUUGUAG
Mytilinidion resinicola is the source of this 702-nucleotide messenger RNA. RefSeq lists its product as uncharacterized. The coding region runs from base 1 to 702 and encodes 233 amino acids. The transcript has a single exon. NCBI's taxonomy places the organism in Eukaryota, Fungi, Ascomycota, Dothideomycetes, Mytilinidiales, Mytilinidiaceae. Gene Ontology annotation, molecular function: FMN binding. The record is from RefSeq and is a predicted model, not a curated record.